Clonostachys byssicola is the source of this 1137-nucleotide messenger RNA. The record is from the annotation of a GenBank genome assembly. NCBI's taxonomy places the organism in Eukaryota, Fungi, Ascomycota, Sordariomycetes, Hypocreales, Bionectriaceae.
AUGGAGGACACAUCGAUCCCGACAGAGAAUUAUGCCUACGUCAUGAAAUCACUGGGCAAGCUUGAGCUGCAAAAGAGAAGUCUUCCCGCUGCACCAGGGCCAUUUGAUGCUAUCGUGGCGCCUAAAAAGACUGGGCUUUGUGGUUCGGAUAUGCACAUUUUCUUUGAAGGAAGGGCCGGCGAGUCAGUCUUUGACGAGCCUUUCGUGCUAGGCCAUGAAUCCGCGGGUGUUGUAGCCCAAGUGGGAUCUCGGGUCACAUCACUCAAAGUGGGUGACAGAGUAGCCAUGGAGCCGGGUUUGGCGUGUCUUCGGUGCGAGUUUUGCAAGAGCGGCUCUUAUGGGCAGUGCGGUUCUAUGCAGUUCGCAGCAGCGGACGGAUACGAUGGGACGCUUCAAGGAUUUUACACAAUUCCUGCAGACGUCUGCUACAAACUUCCAGGUAAUGUAUCCAUGGAGGAGGGAGCUUUGGUUGAACCUCUUGCUGUUGCCGUUAUGGCAAUUCAUAGCGUCGCGAAAAUGGCACAUAACGCCAACGUUGCAGUGUUUGGUGCUGGACCUGUCGGCCUUUUAACGAUGGCGGUAGCAAAGGCUCUCGGUGCUCGUCGCAUUCUGGCUAUUGAUGUGAACAAGGACCGUCUAGAAUUUGCAAAGACAUAUGCUGCGACAGAUGUUCAUCUUUCAAUUCCCAAAAAAGAUGGAGAGGACAACUCAACAUACUCGAAACGACAUGCGGAACACAUUAUGGAGAAAUUCGGCUUCGGCGAGAGGGGAGAAGCCAUCGACCUCGUUGUGGAAUGUGCCGGGCCUGAGGUCUGUGUGCAAACUGGAAUCUGGCUGGUCAAGCGUCGUGGCAUGUGUGUCCAGGUUGGUGCCGGACCGGCACAUCUCACCAUUCCCAUGUCCAUCUUCGUCAACAAAGAAGUUAAACUCAUUGGAAGCCUGCGGUAUGGCCCUGGCUGUUACUCGUUGGCCAUUGACCUUGUCCGCCAAGGCCGUAUCAAUUUGAAGCCACUUCUGACCCAUCGGGUGUCUUUCAAUGAUGCAGAUAAAGCAUUCCACAUCACAAAAGCUGGCAGAGGAGAGGAUGGGAAAAUGGUCAUCAAGACAAUAAUUGAUGGACCCCCCCCUGGAUUUUAG